This is a messenger RNA of Penicillium diatomitis, 2700 nucleotides long. Its product is annotated as metal cation transporter MSC2. The record is from RefSeq and is a predicted model, not a curated record. Gene Ontology annotation, biological process: zinc ion transport; transmembrane transport; intracellular zinc ion homeostasis. The coding region runs from base 1 to 2700 and encodes 899 amino acids. Gene Ontology annotation, molecular function: zinc ion transmembrane transporter activity. Gene Ontology annotation, cellular component: Golgi apparatus; membrane. The transcript has 4 exons. Lineage: Eukaryota; Fungi; Ascomycota; Eurotiomycetes; Eurotiales; Aspergillaceae.
AUGUCAGCGGGAGCGUCGCCUUCCCUGGUAGAGGUCACGGAGUUGCCUACAGCAAAAUCCCACUCCCAUGGUCGAGGUCGCGGCCAUGGUCACAGUCGGUCUGCGCGCUGGGCGCAACCGCCACUUCCUAGCCCACAGGAAUACUCAAAUGCUUCCAACUCGCCCCUCUCGAAACCGCUAGACAACGAGCCAGGCAGCUAUUCCUACAGACAUGCUUCGCGACCCUCUGUCCAUGCACAUGGUCACUCCAAUUCUUUCCAGUCAAGCGGUCAUCACUCGAAUCCUUCGACCGCGUCCACGAUUUAUCACGACCCGUCACACUCGCAUGCACAUGAUCAUACACACAGCCAUGACCACGACCACCACCACCACAACCAUCACCAUCAUCAUGAGGGAAACCCUUCCCAAUCGCACAAUCACCAGCUUCAGUCGGCCAUGACGACGCAGGACACCCCUCGCGCGAAGCCGAAAUUGCUAUCUGAGACGAUGAGGGGCGUGUUGCUUGCGUCGCCCUGGAUUAUUUUGUCGUGGUCGGCGCGGGGUUACGGGCAAACGAACAGCCCGGAAGACCCUUCCACUCCCUUCAACGAAAGCCUUGGACGCGUUGGUACAAUGGUUGGGAUGCUGACAGCGAUGACUAUGUUCACCUUUGGCUGUGGGGCAAUCGUGGUUGAGAAUAUUCCCAGCAGCAAGUCGUCAACUGCCGCGUCCUUCAAGUUUCCCAGGCUUCCAAGAGCCAGCGUGCAGGUGGGAAAGCUAGCUAUCCUGCAGACUCUCUCGGUAGCAUUGCCGGUCUACGCUGCUUUGAAUGUUGGUGGCUUCUUGGUGGCCUUUAUCCAUCUUCUCAUAGCGGCGUCGGGAAUCCCUGGUGGGGUCAGGAGGGGCUAUCUUCAGCAAUACAGCAAGAAGAUGUUUACCUUGGCCGUUCUCGGAGUGACGGUCUUGCUGAGCUUUUUUGGUAUGAACAAGCCCUGGGGUUCUUCACCUACUGGAGGAUAUGUCGCGCUUUCCCUUUCGGCAGUCGUGUUCCCGCCGUUUUUCCCACGCUCAAUACUGGAAGAUCCCAAUUCAGAGCCCGGUCUCAGUGUUCAAUCUAUAGCUCAGCAAGACAAGCCUCAGGGGAGUGGACAGAGAUCUGUGACCCCGAAAGCCGAUGGUUCCCUCGCUAUACUCACUGGACCUGUUUUGGCCGCUCUAACUAUAAUCCUUUCUGGUGGAAAGACCCUGAGUGCAUGGGAAUUGAUCACUUUGAUGCCCACCGCAAUCCUUUUCGCGCUUGCAUUGUUCAUCUGGUCUCCACAAAGUCUUUUCUCUCGCAACAAGAUUGGUCUCGCCGCCAGCAGUUCAAUCGCGGCACUGCUCUGUUGUCCUAACAAAGAAGAUGAUCUUCUUUUCAAUUACGCCGUCCGCGCUAUUCUCGUAUUAGUGGGCUUUUAUGCUUCUAAGAUGGAUGAUAGGCAUCUCACCGAAGGCGACCACUCCCACGCGCAUACGCACCCGAAUCAUCACCAUGGUCACUCUUCCGCUGCGAAUGCCGAGGCUACCCGAGUCACGAAGUGGUUACUCCGGCGCAGCGAGGAUUAUCCCUUGUUGCACAGCAUUCUCAAGGAGAGCGAUUCUCGCAGCAUCUUCUACUUCAUGUGUCUGAACUUUACGUUCAUGCUCGUUCAAUUGUCCUAUGGUUUCCUGACGGGUUCUUUGGGCUUGUUGAGUGAUAGCAUUCACAUGUUCUUUGACUGCCUGGCGCUCGUUGUUGGCCUCUGCGCGGCCGUCAUGAGCAAGUGGCCCCCAAAUUCACGGUUCCCCUAUGGUUAUGGUAAAGUGGAUACCUUGUCUGGGUUUGCCAAUGGUAUCUUUCUCAUGAUCAUUAGCGCGGAGAUCAUCUAUGAGGCGGUGGAGCGGCUGUCAUCGGGAAGUCAGAUGCAUCGCAUUGGUGAGUUACUAGCUGUCAGUGUUGCAGGUCUGCUCGUCAACCUAGUAGGCAUCUUCAGUUUUGAGCAUGGGCACCACCACCAUGGACAUGAUCAUGGUCACGAUCACUCUCAUGGGAAUGAGAACAUGCAUGGGAUCUUCCUUCAUAUUCUGGCCGACACACUGGGCUCCGUGGCCGUGGUGAUCUCCACGAUCUGCGUACACUACUCGGGAUGGGCAGGCUGGGAUCCUCUGGCGUCAUGUUUCAUUGCCAUUCUUAUCUUUGCCUCUGCAGUUCCGCUGGUCAGUGGCACAGCGAAGAGUCUUCUCCUCACUUUGCCAGCGGAUACCGAAUACAAUAUUCGUGAGACCUUGGCUGGAGUGAGUACGCUCCGUGGAGUUGUCAGCUACACCGUUCCGAAAUUCUGGCUCGAUGACACCAAUUCGGCAUCGUCGUCCGGACACGAUCAUGCGCAUGGUCAUGGCCACAUUCAUGACCAGAGCCAUGAUCAUCAUCAUCAUCAUCCUCAUCAUCAUGAUCACGAUCAUAGUGGCCAUGAUCAUAGUCAUGACCACGACCACGACCACGACCAUGAUCUUGGACACAAACACAAGAGCCAGAAUGUUCUCGGUGUGAUACACGUCAUUGCGUCCCGUGGAUCGGACUUGGAAGAUGUCCGUCAUCGGACAGUGGACUACCUCCGCGAAAAGGGCAUGGAUGUCGUGGUCCAGGUAGAACGCGACGGGGACGGUCGUUGCUGGUGUGGAGCUGGCAACAAAAGCCCUUGA